GAACCUCCACCUCCACCUGCUCCUCCACCUGAUCCUCCACCUGAUCCUCCUCCUCCUCCACCACCUGUACCUCCUCCUCCUCCUGGUGAAAAGGUGGGUGGACAAGCCUCAACAUGGGGCAUCUCAUGUAGACGAUUGCGUCUGUCUUCUGCACUUACCAGUACAAAGCUGAACCACACAGUAGCGAAUACGAUGGAAAGAUAUGUCAUAUUUGUCCUUGGACGAUGUGGUAGCCUAUAG
Cylicostephanus goldi is the source of this 240-nucleotide messenger RNA. The record is from the annotation of a GenBank genome assembly. NCBI's taxonomy places the organism in Eukaryota, Metazoa, Nematoda, Chromadorea, Rhabditida, Strongylidae.